Molecule: messenger RNA, 381 nt
Organism: Rotaria sp. Silwood2
Lineage: Eukaryota; Metazoa; Rotifera; Eurotatoria; Philodinida; Philodinidae
Source: the annotation of a GenBank genome assembly
AUGAUGACAAAGAAUACAAGUUUAAGACGGUGUAUUGAAGAUCUUUCUUCCAAAAAUACAGAUUAUAAAUAUCCCGAACAAGCAAUAAAUCAAGCAGAAUCAUUAAAAUCUUUAUCCAGUGAUUUAUAUACAGAUGAUGUACGGUUUAUUUAUGAAUUAAUACAAAAUGCUGAUGAUGCUCAAACAAUUCAUAUCAUUUUAGCAAUUCUUGAUAAUAAAUAUUUAAUCAUCGGUCAUGAUGAUUAUGCCAUUAUUUAUUCUAAUGAUGAGUUCUUCCGUUUUGAUUCAUCUUGUCCAAUUAAAUGGAAUAAACAAUGGGGAACUGAUGAUCAACAAGCAUGGGAAAGAGAAAAUGAUCGACAAUUUAUUUAUUCAUUGUAA